CCCACUCCCUACCCAUUACCGCCUCCCAGCCCCCUCGCACGACCGCUUCUUUCGAUCGCGGCCGCGGCCAUUGUCGCCCCUCCAUCCCAGUCUCGCAAUCUAACCCCAACCUCCGACCGGCACGGCCCCCAUCACGAGCCCUCGCGCCUUCCUGCCCCCUUCGCACCACCAAAAACUUGCCGCCGAGCGACAACUCGUGCCGUAUCUCUCCUUCCGCUCCGCAUUCCGAGCUAGAUAUCAACCAGCUGCGCGCCGCGCCACUCUCGUCACAUCACACUACACACUCCCUCCUCUCCACACAACUGCAACAGCACUCCCUCUCCCUCAUCCACCACUACCACCCCCAGCUGACCGAUGACGCUCUUCCGGUCGGUCUCGACUCUGUCGCUAAGCGCCUUUGACACGACGCUUGCUGCCGCUGGCGGCGCGCCUUUGUCCAAGUGCGAGCGCUCUCCUACUCCCCCUUUCCGCGGAUUUGUCGACCCCUUCAUGUACACCCACGCCCUUACGCGUACGCGUACACGGGCAGCCCGCUCUCCCCGGUACCGCUCCCCUGCCUCCUCGGUCUCGGACGCACCGACGUCGCCGACAACCCCCAUGGAUCAACGCGACGGGCCAGACUAUGCGUUUGAGUAUGAGGCCGACCCUGCGUACCACUACAACCUUGACAACCCCACUUCCCCGAUCACGCGCAUGCGCGACAUCGAGCACCUCGGCAAGUGCCUCGAGCGCAGCCCAAGCGUCCCAAAGGCCCUCAUGGAUAUCUACAUGUCCCCUCCAUUCUCCCCAACAACAGCGGCGCAGCGGUAUGCCGCAGCCCACCGCGCGUCGAUCGACGCAAACUCGGGCCCCCACCCCCUGUCGGCGUCGCAUUCGCGCUCGUCCUCCGACACCUGGGACGAGGUGGACGAGGACGUGAAUGACGGCAUCGUGUGGAUGGGCAAGCGCGACCCCCCAACUCCCGAGUACUACCACCGCAUCGUAACGUUCCGGCGGUCUGUGGGCUCGGCGCUCGACCCGCGCGCUCCAGCGCCUCCCGCGCCAACCAAGAAGAACCCUCCGCUCAUGAAGAAGCUUGUGGGGGCAUGGCGCGACCGCCGCCGCCGCCGGUCGACCAAGUAAACUUGGCGCGGGCAGAAGCAAGCCAGACGGACACGAAGACGAGACGCAUUGUAUUCAUUAGUGGCCUUGUAGCGGACGCCGAGACAGAAGCAAGAAGCCCACUCGUCAUAUCGACGCGGGAAGCACCACGGA
Messenger RNA from Cutaneotrichosporon oleaginosum, 1254 nucleotides. RefSeq lists its product as uncharacterized. The record is from RefSeq and is a predicted model, not a curated record. NCBI's taxonomy places the organism in Eukaryota, Fungi, Basidiomycota, Tremellomycetes, Trichosporonales, Trichosporonaceae.